Emiliania huxleyi CCMP1516 is the source of this 1203-nucleotide messenger RNA. RefSeq lists its product as hypothetical. Gene Ontology annotation, cellular component: cytoplasm. The coding region runs from base 65 to 892 and encodes 275 amino acids. The transcript has a single exon. The record is from RefSeq and is a predicted model, not a curated record. Gene Ontology annotation, molecular function: phosphatase activity. Lineage: Eukaryota; Haptophyta; Isochrysidales; Noelaerhabdaceae.
CUUGGUGCAAGCGACCUCAGGGCCUCCGCCCUCCGCCACGCACCGUGGCCGCCGCCUCGUAGGCAUGGCCUCUCUGCAAAGCAAGAUCGAGGGCCACCAGGUGAACGAAGUCCGCGAGAAGGUUCGCGCCUUUGCUGAGGUGGCGGCGGCUGUGCGCUCCGACCUGCAGGCGGCGGGCCUGCAGAUUUCGAGCGAGAUCGCGCAGGAGGACGCCGAGGGCGGUGACAGCUGCCCCGCCGGCUGCAGCCAAAAGACGGUUUACUUUGUGAGGCACGGCGAGGGCGUGCACAACGUGGCCCAGAGGCUGUGGCGCGAGGCGAGCGGAUACGACGGUGUCUCCGAGCCGUACACCACCGACAACGACCCGGACGGCAAGUACGUCGACGCCGAGCUAACAGACUGCGGCGUAUCGCAGGCAGAGGCGCUGCGGCCACGGACCACCCACUUGGGCGUCGACCUGCUCGUGGUCUCUCCGCUGCGGCGCGCGACGACGACCGGCCUGCUCGCCUUCGAGGCGCACGUGGCGCGCGGCCUGCCCGUGCUGGCGCACGAGCUGCUGCACGAGACGGCGGGUCGCCACACCUGCGACAGGCGGCUGCCUCGCUCCGCGCUCGCCGCGGCGUUCCCGUCCGUGGACUACUCGCUGCUGCUUGACGAGGCGGACCCACUCUGGGGCGACGGCGCCUCGCGCGAGAGCUGCCUCGCGCUGGCGCGCCGCGCCGCCGCCUUCACCCAGUGGCUCGCCCAGCGGCCGGAGCAGCGUGUGGCGGUGGCGACGCACUCGGGCUUCCUGUGCGCGAUGAUGGUCAGCGUGCUCGGCCUCGGCGGCGAGGGCGCCUGGUUCGGGACCGGCGAGAUGCGGACGCUGCGUCUCACCUUCCGCGGCGUGUAGAUUGGGACCGAUGGUGGUGUCGCGCUUGUGCGACUGCUUGCGAGUUUUGAGAGAGAGGGGGAGAGAGAGACGCUCCGAUGGUGGUGUCGCGUUUGUGCGACUGCUUGCGAGUUUUGAGAGAGAGAGGGAGAGAGAGACGCUCGGCGGAGCUCGAGUCGCCGAGAGAGUCGCGAGAGGGGUCCAGCGAGGUAUGGGGUGUCCGAGGACGUGUGCUGGCCCCCUGCCACCGGGUGCGACUGCGAGUCUAUGCGGUGCGGGCGGGCGGAUGGCGUGUCAGCGAGAGCGGCGCUCUCUCCAGACCGACGGGUCAU